Molecule: messenger RNA, 4497 nt
Organism: Mandrillus leucophaeus (drill)
Lineage: Eukaryota; Metazoa; Chordata; Mammalia; Primates; Cercopithecidae
Product: beta-adducin-like
Exons: 9
Coding region: 1-1377 (458 amino acids)
Biological process (GO): barbed-end actin filament capping
Cellular component (GO): cytoskeleton; plasma membrane; postsynaptic density
Molecular function (GO): actin filament binding
Source: RefSeq, a predicted model, not a curated record
AUGCUGACCGGGAAUAAAGAGAUAUCCCAGUAUAACACUGAGGAGAUCCUGGUGCUAAGAAACCAUGGAGUGGUUGCUCUGGGUGACACCGUAGAGGAAGCAUUUUACAAGAUUUUUCACCUGCAGGCUGCAUGUGAGAUACAGGUGUCGGCUCUGUCCAGUGCCGGGGGAGUGGAGAACCUCAUCCUCCUGGAGCAGGAGAAGCACCGGCCCCACGAGGUGGGCUCUGUGCAGUGGGCCGGGAGCACCUUUGGGCCUAUGCAGAAGAGCCGACUGGGGGAGCAUGAGUUUGAGGCCCUCAUGAGGAUGCUGGACAACCUGGGCUACAGAACGGGCUACACGUACCGCCACCCCUUUGUUCAAGAGAAAACCAAACACAAAAGUGAGGUGGAGAUUCCAGCCACGGUCACAGCCUUCGUGUUUGAGGAGGAUGGUGCCCCAGUGCCCGCCCUGCGACAGCAUGCCCAGAAGCAGCAGAAGGAGAAGACCCGCUGGCUCAACACGCCCAACACCUACCUGCGGGUCAAUGUGGCUGAUGAGGUCCAGAGGAGCAUGGGCAGCCCCCGACCCAAGACCACGUGGAUGAAGGCUGACGAGGUGGAGAAAUCCAGCAGUGGCAUGCCGAUUCGCAUCGAAAACCCAAACCAAUUUGUGCCUCUCUAUACCGACCCCCAGGAAGUGCUGGAGAUGAGGAACAAGAUUCGAGAACAAAACCGACAAGAUGUGAAGUCAGCGGGACCUCAGUCCCAGCUCCUGGCGAGUGUCAUUGCCGAGAAGAGCCGAAGCCCGUCUACAGAGAGCCAGCUGAUGUCCAAGGGCGACGAGGAUACCAAAGAUGAUUCAGAGGAGACGGUGCCCAACCCCUUCAGCCAACUCACUGACCAGGAGUUGGAAGAGUACAAGAAAGAGGUGGAGAGGAAGAAACUAGAACUUGAUGGAGAGAAAGAAACUGCCCCAGAAGAGCCUGGCUCACCUGCAAAGUCUGCACCUGCUUCUCCGGUGCAGAGCCCAGCGAAGGAGGCAGAGACGAAAAGCCCUUUAGUCUCUCCUUCCAAGUCUUUAGAGGAAGGUACUAAGAAGACAGAAACAAGCAAAGCCACCACCACAGAGCCCGAAACAACCCAGCCGGAAGGGGUGGUGGUCAACGGGAGGGAGGAGGAGCAGACGGCAGAGGAAAUCCUCAGCAAAGGCCUGAGCCAGAUGACCACCAGUGCUGACACGGAUGUUGAUACCUCUAAGGACAAAACCGAGUCGGUCACCAGCGGCCCCAUGUCCCCAGAGGGCUCACCUUCCAAGUCUCCCUCAAAGAAGAAAAAGAAAUUCCGAACCCCCUCCUUCCUGAAAAAGAGCAAAAAGAAGGAGAAAGUGGAGUCCUGAUUCACGACACUCGUGGGCUCCCUCCUGCCUCCUCUCUCUCCUCCCCUUCCCUUCUCCCAUCUCUGUCCCUGCAAGCACAGGGCCAAGGAGGGAUAGAGUAGGACCCUGGACCACACUCGGAAGGGGAACUUAGAGAUCGCCCGACCAACCCUUCGUUUUACCGUUGCCCCAGAGAAAUCAGGUGACUUGCCAAAGGUCACACAGCUAGUUAGCGGCAGAGCCUGCACUCGAAUUCAGGUCUCCUGACUUCCAGUCCAGUGCUCCUUCUGCUACACAACACUGCCUAGUUGUGGGCCGCCUUUGUUUGGAUGCUGCCCACCAAUCUGAGCCUAGGGCAAGAAGGCCAGAAAUGGGCCGUGAUCUCUUAUAGGCUCAGACUAAAUCAGACAGGUCGAGGCUUCCCCUGAGUAAGGUCCAUUUCUUCGCAGGAAUCCAAUCUCCUGCAGAUGGAGCUAUCUCUACAUUUAAAAAUCUCUUCUCUUUUCCACUUUGGGUCCCUGCCCUGCUGCUCAAAGCAACCAGCCAAAUUGACCCCUCCAACAGAAAGUAAUCUUUGUUCCCAAGGGCUGAUGGCUUAGCUUGUACUUCCCUACACAUUAACCCUGAGCUUUCUUCAUGGAACCUCUUGAAUGAUGGAUGGAAGAGCUGUAAGAGGUGGCAGGCAUAAGGGCAAACCAUGUAAGCUGAGGACUGGGGAUGGUUUCAUCAACAUAAGAGGCCAGGAACCUGACCCCUUUGUAUUGUGCGUCUCAGGCACUUCAAAACUAAAACCAAAUUUAGCAUAGGAAAAAGUUGUUUAAUGCUCAGGGUAGAAAUUUGGGGAAGUUGAAAUCCUCUGUUGGCUUUGGGUUGUAUAAGGAGGAUCAAAACAACAGAGGGAAUGCUAUGACUUUCUAGCUUUGCAUGACACCUGGAGCAAUGCACUGUACCUGCCUCACUCCUGUCCAGCAGUAAGGUGUCCCCUGACCUUCCCUCACCCCCAGAAACACUUGCUUACAGACGGAAACUGGCAUCUUACUCUUGGCACCUUGAUUUGCACCCUCUGAGGUUCCAACUCUGAGUCACUCUAGGUCCAGCAGAGGAGAAUCAGAAAUGAGCCCUUCAGGAUUAAUCCUCUUACACCAGCUCUCAGAGAAAUGCUGGGUGUCCCUGUCCCUGUCCCUAUCUGUCCAUCCUGGGGCCUGGUAAUGGCCACAGUUAUCGUUUUAAAUGCCACCACUGUCUUCUCAUGUUCUUCUGUGGGGCAUUGAUUAAUGAGCAUUGUUGGCUCCUAAAAAUUAGACAAUCCAUUCUCUUAAAAGCACAGUGUCUUGAAAGAAUAUUUUUCCUUUUCAUCUGACUAUUGUGAAAAUAUUUUUGAAAGUUCUUAAUCAUAGUUUCCCACUUUUGAGCACUUACUAUCUAUAGACACUGUGCAGGCUUCACAUACAUUACAUCCUUUAACCCUCACAGUAAUCCUUUGAGGUGGGUAAGAUCAUUCCCAUUUUGUGGGUGAGGAGAUUGACCCCCUAAAAAGAUAAUUGACUUGUCCCAGCUGACUUGGCUAGAAAGAUCUGGAUUCUGGAUUUGAAUCCAGGUCAAUCUGAGUCCAGAGCCUUUGCUCUUAACAGCUAUGGUGACCAGACAACUUUAAUCCUCAGGGGAGGUGGUUUUCAUCCAGGACUUGUCUCUAUGACUGGUCUCCAUUGCAUAAUGUUAGCACUUGAAGCAAAGGUAGGGAACUCCCUCUGCUCAUCGUCAUCAGUGCACUUGAAGUUCCUGGUCAAUAUGGACUAUGGUGAUGCUACUGUGUGCCUCUGACAAAGGACAGGCAAGAGCCUUCUGGCUGGGGCAGGAAAUACCAUCCAUAGUUGGCUAUUUCUCGAGAAGGAAGGAAACUGACCUAGUACCAAGGUAAACCUGACACUGUGUCUCUCUAGUGCAGAUUCCUAACUGCUACCCCAGGCUCCAUCUGUGUUCUACUUCCUGAUUGGGUCAGAUUUUAGGAGGGACAACCCACUGAUGCCUCAGAAAAAUCUGUCAUAUGGGAAAUGCCUUUAAAAGCCAAUCCCUUGAUGCCUUCUUUUAAAAAGUAUAUUUCACAUUCAUUUAUCCUCUCGUGGCAUUUGUUAAGGAUCCACCGAGCACCAGGCAUUAUGUUGACAUUGAAAGAGAGCCAUCAUUAUGACUAGAAUAAUAAGUGGCAAACAAUGUUGUGAGAAUAGUGAACACGACCUCUGAUGCAGCAAUUUGUGUGCGAGUUGUACUUCAGGAGUGAUGUUGAUUGCUUCUGCAUUCAACACACUCUCUUUAUUCCCUUGACAAUGAGGCCUCACUUAGUGGAAAUGUUGGAUGGAGUCUUGCUGCAGCAUUAUUUUUGGAAUUUAUGCCAUGGCCCACUUUCUGUUGAUAGAUGAAACCUAUCAGUUGGUUCAUUCCUCAUGCAUUCCAAAAACAUGCAUUGAGCUUGGGUCAAGCCAAGGGCCAGGCAUGAGGAUAGGCAUAGUUCCUGCCCUCAAGAAGUUCAUGAGCAUAGGAGGUGUAUAGACAAAUUGCAAAACAGGCAAGGGUACCAAGGUGGCAUAAGGAAGCAACAAUUAACUAUCUUGGGGACCAGAUAAACCCUGAGAAAAGCAAUGGCUGUUAGGGUUUUAAAACAAAGAGAAAUUUUCCAGUAGAAUGAAAGGGUUGGCAGGGCAAGCCACGAUGAGGGAAGAAUGUGUGCAAAGGUGUGGAUGCAUGAAAUGCCAUGAUGGGUUCCACUGAGCAAUGUGGCAUUGCCAGAGCAUGACGUGGAAGCUCGGGGGUUGAGGGGUCCCUUCACAGGUAGGCAGGGCUGAAUCCUAAGGAAACUGGUAGGAAGUGUGGAGGAGUUUGACUUGUCAUGUAAGGGGUUUGGAGCCCCUGAAGCCUUUAAAUCAGGAUAGAGUCAGCAUCAGAAUUGCAUUUUAGGAAAAUCCCUUUGGUGGCUGAAUGGAGACUGGACUGGAUGGGCAUGGGAUGGUGGCAUGGGAGCUAUGAGGCCUUUUUGAAAUGUCAAUACUAAAACAUAGUUGAUGGCCUGCUUUACACAAUGUUUCCUCUACAGCAAAUAGUAAGUUUCCAACACAAAAUUUGUUUCCAUAAAAAUCUUUGGAUAAA